Molecule: messenger RNA, 3298 nt
Organism: Varroa destructor (honeybee mite)
Lineage: Eukaryota; Metazoa; Arthropoda; Arachnida; Mesostigmata; Varroidae
Gene: Mtap
Product: Methylthioadenosine phosphorylase
Biological process (GO): spliceosomal snRNP assembly; cell volume homeostasis; nucleoside metabolic process
Cellular component (GO): methylosome; spliceosomal complex; cytosol
Molecular function (GO): S-methyl-5-thioadenosine phosphorylase activity
Source: RefSeq, a predicted model, not a curated record
AAAUAAAACUCGAAGAAGUUUUUCUAUGAAGUUGCAUCACAUCAGAUGUGCCUUCUACAAUUUAUUAAAAGAAUAUGCCGGAGAUCGAACAAAUCAACGAAGGUUGUAUACUUAAAAUAUAUUGUUCAGGUGCCUCGAAAGCACUGACAAGGUGCCGAUGAUGUUUUUUUUGACUAUAAUUAUAAGGGCAUGAUGUUAGUAUUCCUUGUGACUCUACAAAAGACAUUUUCAUCAACAAGUAUUAUGAGCAUAAUAAUCGAAGGUAUAUACGACACAGCUUAAAUAUUUGCUUGUGUUGUCGCUAAAUCGGAUCGACGGUGGCACCAUUUUUACCAUCUGUCUCCAUUUUCUUUUUAAAACAUUUUUGCUGUUGGUUCCGUAUUUUUGAGGUGUUACUUGAGUAGCAGAAUCGUUGUCUUACUUGACACGCCUAUGAAAUCCUAUCUCACUGAGUACCAUAUUGCAUAAGACCUUUCGGUUCUCCAUCCAGUUUUUUCCGCUUACUUUAUGCUUUAGCUCUAUGAAAAAUUUCAAAAUAUUACAGAGAGUGAACAAGGAAAUAAAAAUUCCGCAAGUACUUGAAAAAAUGAAAAGCGGCGUAUUCAAAUAAAACGGAGCGAAAAUUAUGAAGUAAUGAAGCAAAUAAAAAUUGUGCACCAGUGGGAACGAAAAUUUGUGUGGCUUUUUAAUUUAACCAUUUAGUCAUGGGAAAGUGGAGAUUCGAAGGGUCAGAACGUGAAAGUUUCGUUGUAAGGGCAGGCUUGUCAAAUAAAAUGGUAUAAAAAUAGAUACCGAAUAAAAGAAAGUCUUCCACUGAUGUUCAGCCUUUGACGUCUCUUCGUUUUCCGGGUUUUACGUCUGAUACCGCAGUUAGGUACACUAAAAGGCCCUUAUAUCCUAGCAGGAAACGAAGUGUUUCUGCGCCUAGUUCGUACCUACAUCACAAUGUGUCCUUCAUAUCAGGAAGCAAGUAGGUUACCCACUAAGCUAUUACGGGGACAGCCUUUUAAAUUUAGAAGUACACAAUUAAAGAAACAAAAAUAAGGCGCCCCAAGAAUGAAGCAGACGACGGUGUGUCUCACCCUCUACUUCUACUGUCGUUAUCGCACUAUCGAGGAUGAAAGAACGAUGGUUGUCAAAACGGAACAGCACGUUUAUGACGGACUGGUAAACCCCGUCGGACAGCUUUAGAUGCGCGAGAGCAACUACCAGCCGUGGUUGGAAGGUGGACCAGCAACUUGCUGAUUAACGAACAGCCAACAGAAGAUAUCCAUUUGACAAGAAACAACGAAAAGUGAGUAACCGACUAAAAGGUUGUCCUUUGCUGGAUUGUUUGUACGCGCGGUUCGAUUGUAAUUACACAGAUUUGCAGAACAUUUACCACCCUUCAUUCGGCUGUCAGCAGUCAAGCGUCACCAUUGUAAAGAUCAUGGUGAAAAUAGGAAUUAUUGGAGGCUCCGGUCUGGAGGACCCGGAACUGCUUAAGGAAAAGGUGGAAAAACAAGUCGACACUCCCUACGGAAAGCCUUCGGACGCGCUGAUCUCUGGGAAAAUUGAUGGGAUCGACGUAGUGAUACUUUCUAGGCAUGGACGCCGCCACACGAUUAAUCCAAGUAAUGUUAACUAUCGCGCAAAUUUGUUUGCGCUCAAACAGGAGGGAUGCAGUCAUAUACUCGUAACCACAGCAUGUGGCUCACUGAAGGAGGAGGUGCGUCCAGGAAAUUUUAUGACGCCUAAUACAUUUAUCGAUCGGACUUACCGCCGCAUUCAGACGUUCUAUGAUGGUGAAGAAGGUGAGGGUCGCUUUAAAGGUGUCUGUCACCUUCCCAUGACAAAGCCGUUCUGUGAAACUCUGUCCAAAUUAUUGUCAGAGACAGCAGGUGAACUGGGCUUGACUUGCCACCCUAAAGGCACCGUGGUCUGUAUCGAGGGGCCUCGUUUUUCAACAGUCGCGGAAUCUAAUGUCUUCAGACAAUGGGGUGCCGAUUUGGUCAAUAUGACAGUCGUUCCCGAAGUCGUGCUUGCCCAUGAGCUUGGGAUCCCGUAUGCCGCAUUGGCUAUUACCACCGACUACGAUUGCUGGCGGGAGGAAACUGUCGAUGUUGAAAAAGUCAUGUCCACUUUAAAAUUAGCUGCAGAUGGGGCGUGUCGCAUUCUGAGGGCAACCCUGCCAAAAGUCGCUGGCUAUGACUGGCAUAAAAUAAACAACAAUCUCGUUGACCAACUCAAGAUCGCUGUGAUGCACACCAAGUAGCGCAACUGGAGCGGUUGCAAUCGUAAUCCCUAUUAGAUAGAGCACAUAUAGCCCAUUGAUACUAAUAUUGAAACGUUAAUAUAAAGCGGUUAGUGAGCAGUCAGUUAAUGGUCCAAAGAUUUGAAGACCGUCUGGACAUGUAAAACGAUUAUACAUCAGUCACAGAAUACAUUCCAAGCUGAAUGAGUCAUAAUAAUAUAUACACAUAAUAAAUAAAUAUACACAUUAAAAAGUUUUUUCAUUUGCACAAGUAGUUAAUUGGCAAUAUUUGAAUAAUAUAUAUUACUUCCGAGCAUUCGCAGGGUAGUUACAGGGUUCCGAUAAAAACAAUUGUAAUUUUUGUAAAGUCAACUUGUGCAAAAAAAAUUUACUUUUUUUGCACAAGUACAAGAUCUAUAGAAGGUUAGUUAUUAGAACUCUUAUCUGAGUUAAAUCGAUUCAUACGUUACAAUCAAUUAAAAUAAUUGAUGCGAAAACGUGUUAAUAAUAUUUCCUUUUAUAAUCAACUGAUUUAAAAAUUCCUUACUGAAAAAGGAGCUGCAUUAUUCUAGGGUUUUAGAACAUUAAAUUUAAGACUUGUUUCACACAAGAGGUAGCUGUCGCCUGUUUUGCACAGAAAGAUGAAUCGUUCGAAAAACAAGUACAGAACGAAACGCACUACACUUCUGUCAAUAGGAUGACCAUUGAAGAUUUAAUCCAAUCGGAAAUACCAAAAACUCUCGAAGUUGAGGUUUACCGAGUUCAGCGUUCCCUGAACGAAAUCUAUUUGUUAAUUAGUGACGCCCUGUAUUAAAUAUAUCAAUAUAUUACGGAUCUGUCACAAUAGCCCUUAAGCUUAGUUAUCAAUGUAGUAAUUAAUAGGCGGAUUAGAAUCUAAAGUAUGAUCUUUCGGAACUCUGAACCUUUAUCAUUAUAUGAAAAUCCUAGAAUGCUUGCGGCUGUUCUUGAAAGUCGAAAACGUUUAAUAUUUAAAACCAAUUAGAAUUUCAACUAUAACUUUCAGCACUUCUGAACCUCCGUUAAUAUAUACAAUCCAGUGACGUG